AUGGAGAGCGCCACAGAGGACAAGCGUCCGGGGGGAGGGGUGAGCGCCGAGCUGAGCGCUGGAGAGACUGAGCACUCUGAGGGGCAGGACACCCCCGACUCCACACACACACAGGACGAGCACACAGGUGAGGGUGGUGUGUGUGUGUCCGUAUCCGAGUGUUCUUGUGUGUGGAUGGCUCUUCCAGGCUGCGUGUGUGUGUGUAUGUGUGUGUGUUAGUUUGCUUAUACUAACUGCGGUUUCCUCAUUCUUCCCAGGGAGUAACGGAGCUUUGGAGGAAGGAGAGGAGGAGGAGGAGGAGGAGGAAGACGAAAAUGGAGAGAAUAUGACAGAGGAGGGCGUGGACUUGUCAUCCAUCAAUGCCAUGAUAUCGACGGUGAUGAACGCGGGCCAGCUCAACGGAGCCAUGGAGCCCUCCUCAGCCCCUGCCUCAACACCGUCCAUCCCCAUCAGCAAGACCACCCCACCCAGACCCCCUAGUUUCAAUCGCAAUGCCAGGAGAAACACGGUACAAACACACGUAAAAAAACGAACGGGGGGGGGGGUGUAGGGGCAGGUGAAGAAGCAUCCCCCCCUCCUCUCACUCCACCACUCUCGCGUCCCAGCUUCAAACGAUUAGCAACAAAUGGUCCUUGCCUCUCAAUUCCCCUUUUGUCUCCCCGGCCCAGGGUUACGUGGCUCCUAUUAAAGCGUGGGAUUGGGGGCCAUAACGCUCGGGUGUAGGACAAACAGUUGUCACUUAUGAUGCGAGCACACACACACACACACACACACCCACACACACACACACACACACAGCCUGGAAGAGCCAUCCAGGACCAGAGUUGUAGGCCCACCUACCCCUGACAUGCAUAGUGUACUUCACUUCCCCUUAGCAGGAGUGGCCAGAUAUUCAGGUUCUCACCUCUGGAGGAAACCGGCUUACGAUAAUUCACCGGAUUGUCAGCUCUAGCAUAGGCUGCACACAGCUAUAGCGCCAACGCAUGCUACCAGGUGAAGAGGUUGUCACUAGUGGCCAGCUUGCAGAUCUCACACAGUGCUGUGGUUUAGAAAGAGCAGCGGGAAAAAAGGAGAUGGGGUCUAAACAUUGUCUGUCUGGAUGGAGCUUUACCUUUUUAAAGACAAACAGCUGUUAUGCAUCUUUUGCCGCAAACCUAAAACUCAAUUCAGUUUUAACUACAUUUGAAAGGCAUUGGUACACAUAGCCAAAGCAGAACUAUAUGAAAGACGUUUCUUGACCUUUGUUGCCACACACUAUACAGUGGAGUUGAGCACCAGAUCACUUGAGUGUGUGGAGAGAAAAUGUCUGCAAUGCACUGGAUGCCAGCGAGACGUUGGGCUGUGAAACGGACUUGAGCCCAAGCCAGCAGUGCACAGGAACUAAACAAUUCCUUUGCUAGGCCUCUCCAAGAGAGGAAAAGGAAGUGCUUCCUAGAGAUUGUUUUUGAAGAUCUCUCGGUCUGUAUAAGAGUAUGUGUGUGUGUGUGAAAGAAAUUAUGCAUAUUUGUGUGCGAGUCGGUUUUCUAAUUUUGUAUCUGCCACCUUUACACGUAUACGGUGUGUAUGUGCGUGCGUGCAUGGGGCGAUCCAUGGCAGUCCAGUGCUAUGUUCAGUCAGUCAGAGUUAAUGAUCAGCUAUAGUGUCAACAGCAGAGAGAGGAAGGUGGGCCCUGGGGUGUAGGGUUACACUGAGCUCAAGGUGAAACAUCCCCCUCACCAUGCUCCACAAACAACACAACACCCAUACAUGCAAGCAGGCACGCACACAAACUAAUAAAACGCGCACACACACACACACACACACACACAGGGCUACAGGCGAAUGAGUGACAGGGUCAAAUCCAAAACUCGCUGGGACUAGCAGGUGCAAUUCUCUGUAAUUUUGACCGCAGAAUACAGAUCAUCAAUGGGGGGAAAGAUUUUCACCUGUAUUCUUUUCCCAUGACCAUUCUGGUCUUUAUUAUAAAAAUAAUAUACAGUUGAAGUCGGAAGUUUACAUACACUUAGGUUGGAGUCAUUAAAACUUGUCUUUCAACCACUCCACAAAUUUCUUGUUAACAAACUAUAUUUUUGGCAAGUCGUUUAGGACAUCUACUUUGUGCAUGACACAAGUAAUUUUUCCAACAAUUGUUUACAAUCACUUAUAAUUCACUGUAUCACAAUUCCAGUGGGUCAGAAGUUUACAUACACUAAGUUGACUGUGCCUUAAAACAGCUUGGAAAAUUCCAGAAAAUGAUGUCAUGGCUUUAGAAGCUUCUGAUAGGCUAAUUGACAUAAUUUGAGUCAAUUGGAGGUGUACCUGUGGAUGUAUUUCAAGGCCUACCUUCAAACUCAGUGCCUCUUUGCUUGACAUCAUGGGAAAAUCAAAAGAAAACAGCCAAGACCUCAGAAACAAAAUUGUAGACCUCCACAAGUUUGGUUCAUCCUUGGGAGCAAUUUCCAAACGCCUGAGGUACCACGUUCAUCUGUACAAAUAAUAGUACGCAAGUAUAAACACCAUGGGACCACGCAGCCGUCAUACCGCUCAGGAAGGAGACGCGUUCUGUCUCCUAGAGAUGAACGUACUUUGGUGCGAAAAGUGCAAAUCAAUCCCAGAACAACAGCAAAGGACCUUGUGAAGAUGAUGGAGGAAACGGGUACAAAAGUAUCUAUGUCCACAGUAAAACGAGUCCUAUAUCGACAUAACCUAAAAGGCCGCUCAGCAAGGAAGAAGCCACUGCUCCAAAACCUCCAUAAAAAAGCCAGACUACGGUUUGCAACUGCACAUGGGGACAAAGAUCGUACUUUUUGGAGAAAUGUCCUCUGGUCUGAUGAAACAAAAAUAGAACUGUUUGGCCGUAAUGACCAUCGUUAUGUUUGGAGGAAAAAGGGGGUACUUGCAAGCCGAAGAGCAUCAUCCCAACCGUGAAGCACAGGGGUAGCAGCAUCAUGCUGUGGGGGGUGCUUUGCUGCAGGGAGGACUGGUGCACUUCCCAAAAUAGAUGGCAUUAUGAGGAAGGAAAAUUAUGUGGAUAUUGAAGCAACAUCUCAAGACAACAGUCAGGAAGUUAAAGCUUGGUCGCAAAUGGGUCUUCCAAAUGGACAAUGACCCCAAGCAUACUUCCAAAGUUGUGGCAAAAUGGCUUAAGGACAACAAAGUCAAGGUAUUGGAGUGGCCAUCAUAAAGCCCUGACCUCAAUCCUAUAGAACAUUUGUGGGCAGAACUGAAAAAGCGUGUGUUUGAGCAAGGAGGCCUACAAACCUGACUCAGUUACACCAGCUCUGUCAGGAGGAAUGGGCCAAAAUUCACCCAACUUAUUGUGGGAAGCUUGUGGAAGGAUAACUGAAACGUUUGACCCAAGUUAAACAAUUUAAAGGCAAUGCUACCAAAUACUAAUUGAGUGUAUGUAAACAUCUGACCCACUGGGAAUGUGAUGAAAGAAAUAAAAGCUGAAAUAAAUCAUUCUCUGUACUAUUAUUCUGACAUUUCACAUUCUUAAAAUAAAGUGGUGAUCCUAACUGAACUAAGAAAGGGAAUUUUUACUAGGAUUAAAUGUCAGGAAUUGUGAAAAACUGAGUUUAAAUGUAUUUGGCUAAGGUGUAUGUAAACUUCUGACUUCAACUGUAAGUAAUGAAAAUCACUCCACUCGUGCACAAGGAUAGGAUGGCAGACCCUAUGGGAUUUUCCCCAUGGUGAAUGAAGUCGCCAUCAGUGCUUCAGGCCCCACCAACCACAGCCCAACUACACAAAACCGAUGAAUGCGUAACUGUGGGGCAAAACAGACGGGGUUGGCUUAGAUUGUUGACAACAUGAAUUUAUUUUGUCUCCAAUGUUUACUGAAAACAUAAAUACAUUUGCACAAUGAGCAAUUGUCUCUCAAAUACAUCGUUACAGUUGUUGGUUAGCUAACUAGUGAAUUUUAGCCAUAUUAGCAUUGACAUGAAAUCAGUCAGAGGACCUCAAAACAAGACAUGGUAUCAAUAACAAGAUGAAACAAGCUGAAAUGAGCCACUUAUGAUUCCCCACAUGGCAGUUUCUUGUCAUUCUUGCUAGCUAUCUGGCCAUCCAGAAUCACAACAACUCAUGGACAUCUGCCCCAUUUGAAGCUUGCACAUCGUUUUUGUGACGUUGUCAGCUAACCCAUCUAUAGCCGACCCCCUCAAACUUAUCCCAACGAUCAAAGCUUAACCAUUUCUACCAUACAUUUUAUACUUUCCAAUAUCAAAUUUAGCCGCAGUGGAAAGUUCUCGUCUCACCUGUUAAUGGGAUGAAUCCAAACGCGCUUAACUAAGAUCAUCCAUUGACACAGUAUUCUCCCAUCUUGCCUCUCUUAGUUGUAACCUGUGGUCUCGUGUGUCUGCUUUACAGGAAACCAAAGACGUCAAUACAGAUUUCAUCUGUCCCCUGUGUGAGAAAGACUGUAUGACCCAGCACCAGCUCACUAUGCACAUCCGACAGGUAACACUACUUCUACUGCUGCUGCUACUACUACUACUACUACUACUACUACUACUACUACUACUACUACUACUACUGCUACUACUGCUACUGCUACUACUACUACUGCUACUACUACUACUACUACUACUACUACUACUACUACUACUACUACUACUACUACUACUACUACUACUACUACUACUACUACUACUACCGUUCUCUCAGACAUUCAGUAAUAAUGUAUAAUGUGCCGUAAUAAUAAUAUGCAUCUCUUUCAGCACAACUCGGACAAUGGGGCGACGGACCACUCAUGCAGCAUCUGUGGCAAGGCCCUGAGCUCAGCCAGCUCGCUGGACCGCCACAUGCUAGUGCACAGCGGAGAGAGGCCUUACAAGUGCUCCUUCUGCGGCCAGACCUUCACCACCAAUGGCAACAUGCACAGGUCAGACACACGCACACACACUCUAACUCAUUCUCCACCUCGCUCAGUAUCACAGGGCUACCUACUAAUGUUUAGGAGUUGUGGUAGGGACAGAUGUGAUUUCUGCGUUUCGCAUUGUUUUCUUUUUGCUAGAGGCUAGAAUAAAACCUAUUAUUGCUAAUGUUGUAUAGCUGUACAGCACCUAUUUUAUUGCCUGAGGAAGUUAACCUGUAUAGCUUUUUUCCCUUUAAGCUUUUGAAAAUGAUUAAGAAAUGCAGUAGACUGUGUAAAGAUUGUAUGCCAAGAAAGGCCCAGAGUAUUACCAACACUAAAGCUUUGGUCUUUAAGCCUUUCUGUAAAUGGUGCCCUACCCAGGUGUGAAAGCAGCACCACCCAAAUACAUGUGGAGUACUGUCCCCACAUAAAGCCAGCAAAAAUCCCAGCGUUAGCACCUGUCGCUAACUGCAGACACGCCCUUUAGAAUAGCCCAGCAGUUGUUAUAAAACAAAAUAAUCUGUAAACAAAAUCAUAUUUUUAGGGCUCAGUUUUUCCCAGAGAGAAAGCAUUUACAGAAAUGCUUACCGAAAUAUUCUGCUUCUACAAACUGUUAUACUGUUUGUAAAUAAAAUAAAAUACCUUGUUAUAUCUUUUAGAAUUGAUAUGCUAACGUUGGUCAGGGCAGGCCAUUUGCCUGGAGGGGGGAUGGGGUGGGGGUUAGGAGGAUGGAGGACUGUGGCACAGAGAUAAAUAUAUGGGCAUUGUCAGGGGUUGGUAAGGUGUGUGUGUGUGUGUGUGUGUGUGUGUGUGUGUUUGACGCUGUUUAGGCAAAGCAGAGGACAGGAAGUGGGAAAAUGACAUUGCCCCACUUCAACACACACACACACACACAACAACUGUUUGGGCAUCUGCUGCCAGCAUACUUGACUGAUGGCAGGGUUAAAUACCGACUUCCUCUCUCUGCGCUCUUCUGGUUUUAUUGUGAGUGUGUGUGUGUGUUAGAAUUGGGGGCUUGAGGUUUAAUUGAUGUGUGAUGUGUUGUGAGAAGCCCCAUCCCUUUGAGUUGGCCAGCCCCACAACAUUAGUUUCUGAAGUUAUCCUGACAAAGUGGGGGUGGUGUUGUAAAAUCUAAACGGUUGGCUGUUGAAGUCUGCUAUCUGCACGAGAGGGAUGCACCAGGACAGUAGUCUGCCUGCCCCGUCGUUGGAGCUCUCAUGUGUAUGGAAUGAAGAGGUGUGGGCAGGAAAGAAUUAGUGUAGGCCGAGUCAAUCUGAGAGAAUACGAGAGUGUGUCAGAAAGGAGUUUGUGUGUUGGUCGCUGCAUCCCAAAAAAAUUACGUUGUUUCUUCCCAUAUUCGUGUUCUUUUUCACCAUUCUGUUGAUAGUUUUCUCAACAGUCCAAAAAUAAGCUAUGCUUUGGGGUAAGAAACUCAAAGCACAGGGGUGUAUACGUCAGCAAGUUGGAACAUUCAGAUCGUUCUGAUAGAGUAGAAUAGGAAAUUGAGUGCGCUCUACUCAUCCUAUCUGCAUCCUUCCUUGUGAAUGUUCCACAGUACUGAAUUGAUCCAGCCCUAGCCUGAUGUGAUGGAGCUGUCCAUGUGGCUGGCAGGGGAGCAGCCAUUUUGUUGCCAGAGCAUCACAUGAAAUGGGGCCUGCUGUUGUGAGCCUGUUGCCAAGGAGAGGCAUCCUAACCCUAUUUAAGGGCCUGGUGAAUAGACUGAGCCAGGGGGUAGUGGAGGGGCACUUUUAUUUGCUUUAACUCUUUACAAGACAGUGAGGACACUAAAGGGUAGUGGGGAAGAGCGGGAUAGAGAAUGUGCAUUGGUAAGGAGAAGUGCCCUUGGUGUGACAUUGCACAAGAUCAGGGGGCAGCAUUUUGAUGCUACAGCGCCCCCUGUCCACCCACUGUCGUGGUGCAGUGGAAUUUUUCAGUUUGGAUGAGAAGGAAGCUGUUGAAUCAUCAACCCCCACUGUCACAGUCUGAGCUCUCUCUCAAUUCAGUAGACUUUAUUGCCAUGGCAAGUUAAAUGACUUACAUUGUCAAAGUAUACUUAUAACAAAUAAUGGUGGGACCAACAGCAAUAAGGCAUUAAUAGUAGUAGUAGAAAUGUGAUUACCAUUAACAGCAACUACAACAAUAUUAAUGAGAAUAACAAUACAUUAAAGCAAUAGUAGUAGACCAGUCUCUCCCUCUCUCUCUCUCGCUCGACUGGCCAUAAGAAUAACUUACUUUAUGAAUUAUAAAAAAAUAGAUCUGUUAUGUAUCUUGAUAGUGUUUUGUUGUAACCUUGAUACAGUUUGAGCUGUUUCAGAGGUCUGAGGCCUCUCAAUGUAGCCUAGGAAAAUGUCCUCAUCAGUCCUCUUUUAUAGUGGAGAUAAGAUAUUUUGCCACAUGAAAGUAGUGUUUUUGCAAUUUACAGACAACUGCAUUAUUGCAGGUGUGCAUCAAACCAUCAACCAACUAGAUAGACUGUGUGGAAAUGUUUUUUAGGCAGGUGAAGGGAGGAGGAUGGCUGAGGUGACACAAAGACAAGUUGGUUUCAUCCAAUCAUGCUGUGCUGACAUGACAGCUUGGCUCUCUCGGGAUUGGCUGACGCCAGCGGUCAGAGUCUAGGGGAUGCGGCUGCUGCCUGUCAGGUCCCCAGAUGGGUGGCCAGCUCGCUGCCUGCUAUUUAUAACCCAGUUACUGACUUCAGAGUGAAAGCUGAGAUCUCUGCUACCUACUGACCUUUCCUCUCUUAUGCUGGUGAACACGCGCACACACACACACGCACACGCACGCACACCGGCGUGCACACUUACACCACAAACACACAGAUAUAGCUAUAUUAUAAACCCAUGCAUACACACACUAUUGAAGUUACUCGCAAACAAGUUCACCCACACAAUUGCACAAUAAUGUACCCAUCUUUAUUCAAGCAGAUGCGCAGGGACAACUUGUCAAGUAUGGGUGCACAGUCGCGCACACACAAAUGUAAGUACACACACACACAAAUGUUAGUACACACAGAGGCCCUAUGACUGGCUACUGAUGCAGGGCUCUGUGGGCUAGGCCAGGCCUGUCAGGGAUGUACUGAUGCAGGGCUCUGUGGGCUAGGCCAGGCCUGUCAGGGAUGUACUGAUGCAGGGCUCUGUGGGCUAGGCCAGGCCUGUCAGGGAUGUACUGAUGUAGGACUCUGUGGGCUAGGCCAGGCCUGUCAGGGAUGUACUGAUGUAGGACUCUGUGGGCUAGGCCAGGCCUGUCAGGGAUGUACUGAUGUAGGACUCUGUGGGCUAGGCCAGGCCUGUCAGGGAUGUACUGAUGUAGGACUCUGUGGGCUAGGCCAGGCCUGUCAGGGAUGUACUGAUGUAGGACUCUGUGGGCUAGCCCCAGGGAUGUACUGAUGUAGGACUCUGUGGGCUAGGCCAGGCCUGUCAGGGAUGUACUGAUGUAGGACUCUGUGGGCUAGCCCCAGGGAUGUGCUGAUGUGUUUUCCAGGGUCUUAGUCCUCCUGUCCCCCCUCCCUUCACACACACACACACACACACACACACACACACACACACACACACACACACACACACACACACACACAUCCUUAAAUCAACUGAUGGCAUUUGACCUUUCACCAGGUCCUGUAUGGUUUAGCCCCCCCCUUCAUUACUAUUCUCCUAGCUCUGCCGUUAUCAGUGACCCCCUCUCAAAGUUUAAACUAAUGUAAUCAGCUUCCGAAGGACACACUCAAGUCACGUACACCUUGACAAAGUUAUCUAACAGUUAUACCUUUGCCUCUAUCCCUCUCCCCCCAGCUAUACAUUGUCCCCUCCUACUCCUCCUCCCACAUCUUUCCCCCCUCCCCCAUAGAUAACACAACUUCCUUUGAUAAUACCUGUGAGACAUUAUCUCCUCUCUCUUCUUUUUCUCUUUUCUAGUAUCUUUCCGUCUCGCUCUCUCACAUCUCUAUCUGUUCAUCUGUCUUUCUCCCCGUUUCUCUCUGUACACCCCUCCCUGUCUCUUCUUCUCUUUCCCUCCCUCCCCCUCUCCAGUCUCUCCCUCCCCAGUCUCUCCCUCCCCCUCUCUCUCUCCCUCCCUCCCCUUCUUUCUCUCCCUCCCUCCCCUUCUCUCCGCCAUGUGACUCCAGCCCGACAGCUGAAAUGUUGUGUAGUUAAGCGGUGUUGGAGGAGGAGGAGGAGGGGAAGAUGGAGAAGGAGGAGGAGGAGGAGAAGGAGGGGAAGAAGGAAGAGGAGGAGGAUAAGGAGGGGAAGAAGGAAGAGAAGGAGGGGAAGAAGGAAGAGUAAGCCUCUCGUGGGGAAUGGCUUCUUCCCUCCUUUUCUUCCUUCCCUCUCUUCUUCUUUCCUCUUCUUCUUUUCAUCCGUCUCUCUUCGUCUUCAGGAGGGGAAGAGGAGGGAGGAGGAGGAGGAGGCGAGGGAAGUUAGCGGCAGCAACAAAUGCUUCCAGAUGACUCUGUCUCAACAGGCUUCUUUUUGUGGUCCAAUCAUCCACCAUAGUACAAAUGAACAUAAUCCAUGUCCAACUGUAUUACUAUAUCUGAAUGCCAUAAAUGGAGAAAUGAAUAGCUGAACUACCCCUGUAAAUGUUACUAGACAAGGCAAAUUUGAUAGAUAUAAUAUGGAAAGGGCUCCACUUCAUUACAGUGAUGGAGAUGACUGCCCUUCAUGGUACCCUCAGCCCUUUUCCCUGGCCCGGAGUUAUGUCCUUAUAUGGGCCUGCUGGAUAAUUGGAGCAACUUAGACUAUUACCGCCUUCCCUGCCCUCCUCCCAAGUGUGUGUGUGUGUUUGGUGUGCGCACGGGUCAGAGUGUGUGAGCGGCGCUGGAUCGGAGCGAGGAGCGCAGCAUGCCCAAUUUGACUAGUGCUUACUUCACUUCACAAGCUCAGGGCAUGCCCGGCCCAGCAUGCAUUUGUAGUCUACUUGUGUGCUGCUAUAGCCCCUUGCUUUAGCUACUCUCAUGGAGUUCGUUAAUAUUUUCAUAAAGAAACUGAUAAAACACACAGGUGCAAAAUCAAGGUGACUUACUAAGAUGAGGAGGACCAAGAGCAAGAGAGGGAGUGGGGUGAUGAAUCAUUGUGGAAUCUGAAAAGACACGUAUCCCGAAAGCAUGAUGGUGUACUAGGUGCACACGCUAACAGAAAGGAAGGAGGUGGCUAGCUAGCUAAGUGUGUCAUUGUAGCAAAAUCAGAUCUCUUAAAAGUUUCGUUCAUUUCCGUUAUAUUUGCUAUACAAUAGGCUAUCAUUGAUUUUGGCCCAAUAGGCCUGGCAUAUUACCUCUUUCAAGGAGCUUUCUGUUUUGAUAAGGCUAUUUUGCCUAAAAACCUUUAGGCCUACCUAUAGAAAAAUAAAACAAAUAACGCUGCAUCCCUACACAACCUGGCAAGAGUGGCCCGAAGGGUGUUUAGCAUCCCCAGUGGCUCUGCAAGCGCAGAGAGGGUAUUCUCUGCUGCUGGCCUGCUCUCCAGGCACCGUGGAGAGGGUAUUCUCUGCUGCUGGCCUGCUCUCCAGGCACCGUGGAGAGGGUAUUCUCUGCUGCUGGCCUGCUCUCCAGGCACCGUGGAGAGGGUAUUCUCUGCUGCUGGCCUGCUCUCCAGGCACCGUGGAGAGGGUAUUCUCUGCUGCUGGCCUGCUCUCCAGGCACCGUGGAGAGGGUAUUCUCUGCUGCUGGCCUGCUCUCCAGGCACCGUGGAGAGGGUAUUCUCUGCUGCUGGCCUGCUCUCCAGGCACCGUGGAGAGGGUAUUCUCUGCUGCUGGCCUGCUCUCCAGGCACCAUGGCAUGAGCCUGAAGCCACAGACUGACCAAACGUGUGUUUCUAAAAGUGAAUUCAAAGGCACUGUAGCAUUCUAACUAAGUCACAGCCUAUAUGCCCAAUUUACAGACUAUAUAAUGAUUUAAUAUAACAAAAUGUUUAAAUGCUGAGCGUUUAAUCUUCCUGCCAGCCUAGUGUGUCACACUCGCAAGUGCUUCACAAUGUAUUUCUUUGUAGACUAGCCUUGAAAUAAUAGGCUAGUAAUAUAGCCUAAAUAAUUAAUUGUUGUUCCUUCUUAGGCUCCCUGUCUGGCUCCUGUGCAGUUUUGAUAUGCUGUUUAAUACGACAUGUGGCCUAUUUGAAAUGACGAGCGCUUCUUACAGUCACCUUUUCCUGUUUUAUUAAAAUACUUUUCAUUAAAAUCAUAUGGUUUGGUUUCAAUACUUCAAAGUCAAAUGGUAGGUCCAGGUAGUCACAGAAAUAGUGUUGUUUAAGUGGUGAUUCUAAUGAAUGAAGCGAAUUUGGAGCGGCAGUUUUUUUUCUUCCUGUGAGCGAGAAGCGGGAUUUCUGAACGCUCAACUCUGCUCACAUACUCUGGCAUGGGCAUGUCUCUGGUGUGUGAGCCGGUGUGUGUCCACACCUGUGUGUGUGUGUGUGUGUGUGUGUGUGUGUGUGUGUGUGUGUGUGUGCGUGAGGAGAUUAUUGAGCCCAUCUCCCCAAUCUGGCAACCCUCCAAGCUGUCUCUUCAGUAGAUCUGAAGUUUGCUGCAAAUUACUGGGAAUUAAAUAUGUGGUGUACAUCAAUCCAGCAUUUGUUUUUAGGAUAAUUACUGUAAUACACCUUUCAAACCAUUCUGGUGGCAGAAUUUGUUGUAACUUCUCAAGGGAUGUGCUCUGUGUUGGACUGUGAGGUUAUGGCUUUCAUAGACUCCUGUUAUGUCUGGACCCUAACACAAGACCACUGUGUUCCGGAACUGUUACUUGUAUAAAAUAACUGUUGUGUAAACAAUAUGAUUGUUUUAGAAACUAUUUCAGCACCGUUUCACGCUGCUUUGAGACAAGUGUUUUAUUUUCACUGAAUCUCCAUUUGGAUAUUGGUUAGGCUACAAUUAGGCUGGGGAAAUGUUAGCUAAGUUGAGGUGAAUGCUGCUCAUGAUCAUUUUGUCUGGGUGGCUCAUUUAUUAGAACAUUGUGCCAGCAUGUUAUGUAGCUUAACAAGUGGAUUCUUUUGCUCUUCAUUCGCAGUAGCCUAGGCCUACUCCUGACCAAAAGCCUGUGACUCGUCUUAAUCAAUCAAUGGGAUUUUGUUUCACUGAAUCUCCGUCUGUAUAUCUGGUUAAUUCUCUGGCUGGGAAAAUAAGUGGAGGUGGUAGAGCUCAUCUAUCACUGACCAGAAACAUUUAGCAUGCAAUAAUGUAUCCUCAAUCAAGAGUAGGCCUAUUAUUUUGCUGGAUCGCGUAUAGGCAACUCCAAAAGCCCGCGGAGGUUGUGAAAUAUGAACAAGAGACUCACAUGCUUCUGAAAAUAUAGAUUGCUGUUAUUUUCUAUAGGUGUCAUGAUGAAGAUACUCUCAAUGUAAGACCCUACGCCUGCUCUCUAACAAGGCAGAGUGAGGGUAGAAAAGAGAUUAAACGUUGAUCAAAAAGCAUGGGCUUGCCUUGGGCUGUUUCAAAAUAUCACUUGGUUUAUAUGACAGCGGUUCCACACGUUGCCAUGAAGUUGUGUGGGAAACAUAUUUGUAGAAUUUGAUUCUGUUAUUUUUCAUAAUAUUAUUAGUCUAUUAUAAAAGAUGUGUGUUGACUUUGAUCAGGGUAGCCUAAGUGUGUCUUGUCUGUUUAAUGAACAAAAUAACUAUUGAUUUAAUGUGCAUGCCGCAGCCAUGUAGGCUGCACAGACCAGUAACAAAUUAAACUCUAAAUAUUUGAUUAGUCUUACAAUGUUUCUUAGGACCUGCCUAAACAAAUUAAUGAUGGAUUUAUUUUUGAUGGUGUAUAUUCUCAAUGGAUUUAUUAAAAUAGUCGCCCACCCACAUCUGCACACCAUUACUGCCACUCGUCCCCGGCAUGCGCACGGGACGUUUAAAAGGCAAUGUGGUAAAAAUGGGGCUGUUUGUAAAGGGGUCAUAUAAAUUAACAGGCAAAAUACCAUGAAUCCUAUGUGAAAGCAGUAUAAUACUACUAGCAGGGGAGACCUGGGGGGGUAUAUCACGAAGCAGGAUCACAGAGAUAUUCAGCUAACUUUUCCUCAAUGACCAUAUUUGUAACCUGGGUGCCAGUCUUUUUCUGCUCUCCUGCCAACUCCUAAUGGAAUUGUCAUGCCAAACAGCUUGCCAAUGGGACCUGGCUAUAGGAGUUGACUUUAAAGCACAAAAUGAUCAGGGACCUGGCUACUUGUUUUGUGCUGUUCUGUUCUGAUGUAUUUUCCUGUCUCCAUCUCUCCUCCCUGCAGACAUAUGAAGAUCCACGACAAAGACCCGGCCGGUGUCGUUCCUAUUAGCCCCCCCUCGCCCACCAAGAGACGACGCCCGUCCGCCAAGAGGAGGUCGGCUAUGGACGAGGACAUGGAGCGAGGUGACGAACCGCCCAACAAAAAGGUAAUGUGCACACACACACACACACACACACACACACACACACACACACACAGUCAAAUUUGUGCACGCACAUAUACACUCACACAUCUCCUCCACUCCACCGCAUUACAUUCCCAGUUAAGUCAUUAAUAUUGUUAGCUGUGUGUCCAGGUGCUAGAGGAGAGUGUGUUGGAGGAACUGGGUUCAGGCCAGGGGGAUGAUGAGGUGUUGCCGUGCCCUAUCUGCUUCAAGACCUUUGGCUGCAAGUACGACCUGGAAGUCCACAUGGACACACACCCCGACACCACUCUCAGGUACUAGAGUCUAACACACACACACACACACACAGUGGAAUUACAUUGAUGGCAUAAACGCAAUACAACUCUCUACAUGUAGUUGAUAUGUCACAGAGUUAAUAAAUUGUCACCAAAAUAUCAAGCAAAUCAACAGUUAGAAUUAAUGGCAGAAUGUAUGCCGAAUGACCUCUGCCCUCCCUCCACCCAGGUCCUAUACACCUGGUUCUCCAUCACACUGCUAAAGGCCACCUCUGUGGUCUCUCCCUUAUUGGGAAGAUAUUUGCAUUUAAAAUUGUGUUUUAAACGCUUUGUUAUCAUGGAUAAACUCAUCAAAUCACCUUCAGACUAAAUGUUUCACAUGACAGAGUUUAACUUCAGAGCACUGUGCUGCAAGGCCAAUUUUGACCCCCUCUCUUCAGGCACUGAGGCCUAAAAAGUGUGAAAAGUCUGCAGGGAGGCUAUCCCCGGAAAGGGCGGGAGGGUUGGAGUGGGGGGGGGGGGGGGGGGUUUAAUGAGUCACAGAGGGGAGGCGUCGGGACGCGGUCGGCUGGACAACGGAAGGGGGAGGGGAGCGGUUUUCCAUGGACAACUCACAAUCUCCAGAUCACCAUAGCGACUCAACUCCAAACUCAAACCCCAACUUGGGUUGAAUGGCUAGCCGCGCAUAACUCACACAUAGGAAUGUAUUUGUCUGAACUGAAAAGAAGACAGAUGCAGCCUUUCCGUAGUUGAGUUGGGCAGCAAUCUGAUUAUUGUAGGAAGUGCUGCAAAUUUAGCCCUAAUCCCAGUUAAUCACAAGAGUUGAGAGGGCCAGUUAAGAGGAUAUGGCUGCACUGGUUGGCUUGGGUACCUCUGUGUACACGAUUUCUAAGAAGCUGAGAAACGACGCAUUCGGCGUGCAGGAACACACCAGGGACACACACACACAAACACUGUUUAUUCUAUUCUACUGAGUCAUUUACUUUAUGUUCCUAUUCUUAUCUUAUUGUUGUCGAGAAGGAACCUGCAAGUAAGCAUUUCGUUGGACGGUAUAUACCAUGUGUAUCCCGUACAUACGACUAAUAAAACUUGAAACACACACACACACACACACACCCACCCUGUAGUUGCAGCGUAAUUCUCAAGGCUUGAGCCAACCUCUGUGAGAUUAGACGGCUCUCGCAGACCUGUGUGAGAGACAGAAAACACGCACAGUCUGUCUCACAUGCAAACACAAGCACGCACGAACGCACAGGCAUACACAAUGAAUGUGUACACAGACUACCCACCGCACACCCACAGUAGCCUGCACACAGGUGUGAAACCAUAGGGAAAGGAAGAGGGGGGGCUGGGUGAGUGGGAUGAGGGGGGCUGGGUGAGUGUGUAGUGCUGGGGGAGCACUCCCUCGAUUUUAACAAUUUGAGAAUAAACUGAAAAUAAAUUCUGAUCCAUUCUAAAUAAAUGAUAUUUAAUUGCCACAAAAAUGAUAUGAAAAACGAUAGAAUGACAAACCAAAUAAACCUUGAUAAAGCUGUGUGUAAUCUCCUCGGACACCACAUCACAGGGUGGCCGAUAAGAGGGCUGGCCGUAGGAGACACUGAGCAGCUGUCCCUCAUAGUGCCUAACGAGGUCCGGGCCAGCACUGCCACAGGCCAUGCUGAGGGUUAUGAUUUAAGUGCAUUCUUACACCCAACUACAACACAGCACUACAACAUAGUAAAAAAAUCACUGUAUUAUAUAGCAACAUAUUUCUUUGUCUUGUCUCUAGGUGUGACCUGUGCUGCCUCUCCUUUCGGACCCACCGCGGCCUGCUGCGGCACAACGCCGGCAUCCACAAGAAGCUGCCCACGGACUCAGGCGGACGGCCCUUCAUCCAGACCAACCCUUCCAUCCCCUCUGGCUUCAACGACCUGGCCUUUAUCGACUUCUCCUGCCGCAAGUUUUCCCACAUCGCCCAGGUCAGAGGAGAAAUUGUGGACAGAAUAAUGUUAACGCUAAUUCUCACAAUGCUACUGAUACUACCAAUUAGUAUGAUUAUGAAACUGAUACUACUAGUAUGUUGGUCAUCUCUCACACGAGCCCUCAGUCUGCUCUUCCACACUCUAACCCCCUGUCUGACUGUCUCUCCAACAGGUCUGGUGUGAGACCAAUCUCCGCCGGUGCACCAGCAAGUUCCACCGCUUUGUGUGCGAGGCCUGCGACAAGGCCUUCCCCCUGCGCUCGGCCCUAGACCUGCACAAGACCACCAUUCAUCAGCAGGAACCGCCAUCGCCCGUAGGGGGCGGCCAAGAGACCCCUGUGGUACAGGAGAAGCCGACAACCCCGACCCCUCAGCAGGCCAGCUUCCUAGAGUCCCUGGGUCUGCAGCACAUUUCCCAGGUCAAGCCUCAGCCUUCUGAGGAUGAGGUCCGUCAAGCCCAGCUGGACAGUAUCCGGGUCAUCCAGGUGGAGCCUCCGGACUCCACUCUGCCCCAGGAGGCGGCUUCCACAGCUGCUGGCUUUCUGGGCGGCCUGGGCUUGGUGCCUGCCUCGUCUCUGCAGGGGCUGUCCCAGAGGGAGGCUCUCAGCCUGCUCUCCCUGCAGCCCUUCCCCACAGGCUUCCUCUUCCAGCCAGACGGUGACACUGCUGUCAAGCCUGUGUGUGGCGAGCAUGGCCUGAUUAAGCUGGCUGACAUCCAGCAGAUCCUGAAGGUGGCCUCGGCCGUCCCUGGUCAGAUGGGCCUCCUGCCGCCCCUGGCCAAGGCUCCCCACUGGGGAGUGUCCGGCCAGGGUCAGGCGGCCGGCUGCAAGCCCAUGCCCCCACUGAAGCCAAAGCCCAUGGUGGCACCACGCUCCAGCCUGGCUGCCUCCACGCCGCCGCCACUCCAGAACACCCAGCAGGCCUCCCUGGGCUGCAUCAGCCCCAGCCUGCCCCCGCCGCCCAGCCAGCUGCUCAAGAUGCCCAGAGAGUCUUCAUCAUCGUCAUCGUCCUCCUCUUCCUCGGGCAGCCAGGCCUCCCUGGAGAAGAUGCAGAUGGAGGCGGACUGCAUGGGCGACGCCCACAUGCCCAACGACUUGACGGAGCUGCAGAUCAAACAAGAGGAGGGCCAGGCGGCCGGGGGAAAGAAGGGGGCAGGGGGGGCCAACCGCGGGGGUGCUAAGGCAUCCUACCCCUGCCGCUUCUGUGACCAGGUGUUUGCCUUCUCCGGGGUGCUACAGGCGCACAUGCGCUUCCACCUGGGCAUCCUGCCGCACCAGUGCAACAUCUGUGACUACGUGGCGCCUGACAAGGCCACUCUCAUCCGCCACCUGCGCACGCACAGCGGCGAGCGCCCCUAUGUGUGCCGCGUCUGCCACUACCCUUUCACCGUCAAGGCGAACUGCGAGCGCCACCUGCGCAAGAAGCAUAUGAAAAACACACGGAAAGAUAUUGAGAAGAACAUCAAGUACGUCUCGUCAACCACCACCCAGGAUCCUUUGGAGCUGGCUGCUGCCGGCGACACCGCCUGCCGCUUUUGCGGUGAGGAUCUAAAGAGCUACCGGGCUCUCCAGAUCCACCUGCGCACCCACAACGGCUGCCAGCGCAAACCCUUUGAGUGCCGGCGCUGCGGGGCGGCUUUCCUGGCCAAGAGGAACUGCAUCCACCACAUGCUCAAGCAGCACCCUGAGGUGCAGGAGCGGGAGAUCGAGGAGCACAUCGCCACCCUUCUCCCCGCCAUCACAGCCACCACUUCCAGGGCCAGCCCCAGCAGCCCUCUGGCUCUCAACGGCCUCACGCCCACCCCCACUGCCACCCUGAAGCCAGUCAAGGUGGAGGAUCUCAGCAUCUACUCCUCCUCUGGUGACCUGGAUCAGCCCUUGGACUUCUCCAACAAGAGCCGGGGGGGAAGCGGGACCAGCAGCACUGCGGGGAGCCUGACCGGGUCUCCUGGGAUCAAACUGGAGACGGUCAGCCCGGCAGCCUACGACUGCUCCAUGGAACCUAUUGACCUGUCCAUCCCUAAGAACCCCAGCAAGAGUCUGAAGAGAGACACCAUCGCUGUUGCCCCGGUGAGCGUGGAGCGCCGAGAGAUCAAAAAGGAGCUGCCCUUCCCCAGCGUACUGGACCACCUCGCCUUACCCCAGGCUCUUCAGCUGGACAAGAGCACUGAGGAGAAGCUGACGACCCCCCAGUCUGGCUCUUACCAGCUCCCCCCAGUGAUCCCCUCCCCGCUCCCUAUUGGCACCCCCACCGCCACAGGCCGGGCGCUCCGUCUCAAGCCCCUGCUGCCCAAACCAGCCUUUACCUCCUCUUCCUCCUCUCUGAAAGAGCUUCCCCCUUUGGCUUCCAUCGCCCAGAUCAUCUCCUCCGUCUCAGGGGCUCCAGACCUGCUCAAGAGGGAGCCAGAUAACAAGGCUCCUGCUGCCCUCAACGGCCUCCAGACAGAACCGGAGCGUCCAGCUGGGGGCGACAACAGCUCAGAAGCGUCGAUGGAAGAGCUCCUAGAGGGCUCGUCCAGAAAGCGCACUAGAAAGAAGCAAGUGAGCCAGGCCAAGACUAUGGCACCUGCCCGUGUGCCCACGCCCGAGCAGAACACCGGCAGCGGCUUGGACCUGGAGUCCAGCGGCGAGUUUGCCAGCGUGGAGAAGAUGCUUGCCACCACCGACGCUAACAAGUUCAGCACCUACCUGCAGACGGGGGCGGCGGAGCUGGGAAGGAGGGACGAGGGGAGACAGAGCCCGGGAGAGGAGAAGGAGGAGAAAGAGUCACCUCCUCAGUCUGUGCCACCCCAGUCCAAAGGAGGGAAGAAGAAUGCCUACUCCAACUCAGUGCAGAAGAUGACCUGUCCCUUCUGCCCUCGAGUCUUCCCCUGGGCCAGCUCCCUGCAGAGACACAUGCUCACACACACAGGUGAGCCAUAGGGAAACACACACACAGCUGGCUGAGACAGAUUGGAUAACUCCCUAAAUACCCAACACACAGCUCUCAUAAUAAGUCAUGUUGAAAUACUGCUUAAAUAGACAAGUUAAAACAAUGCGAUGAUAUCUGAAAGACCUGAAAGAUACUGUUCGGUAAUGUAGAAAAACGUUAUACAAGAUAGUACAAUUACAAGAUAUUAAUUAGUUAUUAAUUUGACAGGUUUUCUAAAGGGUCUAACUGCGUGCAUUUUGUCCACAACAUGUCCCUAAUACUUCUAAUGUGACGUUCAGUCUUCUCUAAUGUGCUGUCGGCUACAGGUCAGAAGCCCUUCCCCUGUCCCAAAUGUGACGCCUUCUUCUCCACCAAGUCCAACUGUGAGCGCCACCUGCUGCGCAAGCACGGCGUGACCAACCGCUCGCUGCGCCGCAAUGGCCAAGUGUCCAAGAACGGCGACGAGGGUUCACACGACAGCGCAGGUAAGAAACUGUACUACUGUAUUGUAUUGUAUUGUACUGUACUGUAUUACGCUGUACUGUAAUGUACUGUAGUAUACUGUACUGUAGUAUACUGUAUUGUACUGUAUUGUAGUAUACGGUAUUGUACUGUAUUGUAUUGUAGUAUAUGUUAUUGUACUGUAUUGUAGUAUACGGUAUUGUACUGUAUUGUAGUAUACGGUAUUGUAUCGUACUAUAUUGUAUUGUACUGUACUGUAGUAUACUGUAGUGUACUGUAGGAUCUAUAGGUUACUAUUCUGUACCAAUCAAUUUGUAAUUUGACGGUUCAUUUUGUGUGUGUUUUCAAGAGAGUUCCGAGAAUGAGCAAACUGCAGGAGAGGUUUUGGACCUGAGCAGCAUGGACCCCGAUCAGAAAGGCGACGCAUACGGGUCGUCCAGUGCAGACCAAACACCAGACACUGCUGAGCAGCUGCUAGGGGAGAUGGAACCGCAACCUAGCAACAACAACAACAAUGUUGAAAAUGAAGACUAUGACGACAAUGAUUCACAGAGCAACAAGAGCUUGGACCUCAACUUCGCCAGCAAGCUCAUCGACUUCAAGUUCUCGUCGGAAGGCGAGCAGCCCCAGACCUCCCUGGGCGGAGAGAGUGUGGUGGUGGCCGAGCCGGAGAGGGUGACGGACGUCCAGCAGCAGCAGCAGGACCAAGAGUCCUCCAAGUACACCAAGUACACCUGCAAGAGCUGCAAGAAGAACUUCCGCUACGCCGCCACCCUGGCUCGCCAUGAGAAGGCACACCUGUGUGAGAGUGCACCCCCAGAGGAGGCUUGUGGAACGGAGGGGACCAGGCCAGGCACAGAGGAGCUCCCCAAUGCUACUACAGCCACUGCCGAGGAGGAGGAUCAGGAGGAGGAGGAGGAGGGAGAGAAGGAGGCUCCGGAAAGCGAGGGAGCGGGAAGUGUGAUGGACAGCGGCUCGGAGGAGGAGGAGAAAGAGAAGGAGGAGAGGAGCGAUGAGGAGGGGGGCUUGGCAGAACCAAAGAACGGAGAAGGAGAGGUGGGCAGAGGGUCGGGAAGCAAAGCGGACAAGAGGAAGAAAAUCUGUAACGUCUGCAGCAAACGCUUCUGGUCACUGCAGGAUCUGACGAGACACAUGCGCUCGCACACAGGUACUAGUAGAUUCUAUUGUUGUAGCUUUAUCUUCUUUAAAGAUAGGUUUUACCUGGCCCUGCUCUGGUGUAUGUGUGAAUAUUUAUGUACGUGUUUAUAUUUUUCUUAAGGUGAGAGACCCUACAAGUGCCAGACGUGCGAGCGCACCUUCACCCUGAAGCACAGCCUGGUGAGGCACCAGCGGAUCCACCUGAAGCCGCGGGGCAGCGAUGGAGCUGAUGCCAACGGGGCAGAGGCCCCGGCCGGAGACUCAGCUAGCGAGGAGGGAGAGUGCACCCCAACCAGCACCUGCCCCCCUUCAGAGAACGAGAGCGAGGGCACCGGAGCGGCCAGGGAGGAGGGAGCUGAGAAAGAGGCCCCUCUACCAGGCUCCACAUCUCCGGACCAGUCUCUGUCCACCACUGAACCAGCCCAGUCAGAGUCAGCUACGGAGGCCGUGGCUGAGCUGCUCACUGAGCCAGCCUCGGAACCUGUUCCGGACCCAUCUGUAGAACAAGCCUCGGACAGCGUCUCUGAAAUAGCUGUAGAACUCUCUGCUGCAGAAUCAGCCUCUGAAACAGCUAGUAAUGCAGCCACACAACCAGUAACAGAAACCCCCAAAGAAUCCUCCACAGAGUCCCCCACCCCACAGCCCUCUGCUGUAACCCCAGAGUUAGACUCGAAGGGCCCAUCGGAAGGCUUCAUCCAAGGCCUACUGGAGAUCCACACCAAGCCUUCCCUGGAGUACAUCCUACCUGCCGGCGAGGCUCGCUUGGUGGGCGUGGAGUGA
Coregonus sp. 'balchen' is the source of this 20694-nucleotide messenger RNA. The record is from the annotation of a GenBank genome assembly. NCBI's taxonomy places the organism in Eukaryota, Metazoa, Chordata, Actinopteri, Salmoniformes, Salmonidae.